Cyclopterus lumpus (lumpfish) is the source of this 3322-nucleotide messenger RNA. RefSeq names its product megakaryocyte-associated tyrosine kinase (gene matk). Gene Ontology annotation, biological process: protein phosphorylation. The record is from RefSeq and is a predicted model, not a curated record. The coding region runs from base 323 to 1696 and encodes 457 amino acids. Lineage: Eukaryota; Metazoa; Chordata; Actinopteri; Perciformes; Cyclopteridae. Gene Ontology annotation, molecular function: protein binding; ATP binding; protein tyrosine kinase activity. The transcript is spliced from 13 exons.
CAUUCAUGUCAAGUAACCAGACUGAACGAGCUCUGCGGGGCGUUUUACUUUCCAUGUAUGCGACACAUCCUGCAACCCGCUGACGUCUGAAGCGGCUCGGUGGUGCGGUUGGAUCCGCAGCGUCUCGACAACAGCUACUCUUAGAAGCGCUAUUUAUGCACAGUUUAAUAUAAUGUCAUGUUAUGUCACUGUGUUGAACACAGAGCUAUCCAACCCUCCUGCCCUGCUGAUGGCUGAAGUUCUCAUUGGUUAAAGAUGGAGCAUAAUCUUGAUCUGGAUGCAUGUAUCAUGAACACCAUUACUGAUUAAAUGAUAACAUUGGAUGAACUGGGCUGCAGGUACACAGUGUGUGGCCAAGGGGGAUCACAGGAAACCCAAACCUGGAGAACUGGCUUACCACAAAGGAGACAUCCUCACUAUCGUUGAUGCCAGCACGAAGAAGGGAUAUUACAAGGCCAGACUCAACACCUCAGGAGAGGAAGGACUCAUAAACGCCACCAAUGUGCGUGAAAGAGAGGCUCUGUGCGUUGACCCCAGCCUCAGCCUUAUGCCUUGGUUUCAUGGGAAGAUCUCGGGUCCAGAGGCGGUGUGUAAGCUGCAGCCGGCUGAGAGCGGCCUGUUUCUGGUUCGAGAGUCUGUCCGCCAUCCCGGCGACUACGUCCUGUGUGUCAGUGUCUCCGGAGAUGUUAUCCACUAUCGGGUGAUUUAUCAGGACAAGCAGCUGACCAUUGAUAACACACAGUUUUUCUACAACCUCAUUGACAUGAUAGAGUUCUACUCAAAGAACAAAGGCUCCAUCGCUACAACUCUUCUGAAGCCCAAACAAAAACAAGGAACCAAGUCAGCUGAGUUGGAGCUGUCCAAAACUGGAUGGCUGCUUGACAUUACGAAGCUCAAACUGGGAGAGAACAUAGGAGAAGGGGAGUUUGGUGCCGUUUAUGAAGGAGACUAUAUGGGCCAGAGGGUGGCAGUAAAGACCAUUAAAUGUGAUGUCACUGCCCAGGCCUUCCUGCAGGAGACCACAGUCAUGACGAAGCUCCAGCAUAAAAACCUGGUGCGAUUGUUGGGGGUUAUUCUUCACAAAGGGCUUCAUAUUGUCACGGAGCUCAUGACUAAGGGAAACCUUGUCAACUUUCUCAGGACAAGAGGGCGCUCAGUUGUAAACACGGAUCAGCUGCUCCGCUUUGCUCUUGAUGUGUGUGAGGGGAUGGAGUACCUGGAGUCCAAGAAGUUGGUUCACAGAGAUUUGGCCGCUCGUAACGUGUUGGUCUCUGAAGACAGCCUGGCCAAGGUCAGCGACUUCGGCCUGACCAAGGUGGACUCGAAGGUGUCGGAUAAUGCCAAACUGCCGGUCAAAUGGACCGCCCCCGAAGCUCUGAAGAAAGAGAAAUUCUCCACAAAAUCAGAUGUUUGGAGCUACGGUGUUCUCCUGUGGGAGAUCUUCUCUUACGGUCGUCAACCUUAUCCUAAGAUGUCUCUGAAGGAGGUGAAGGAGAGGGUGGAGGGGGGCUAUCGCAUGGAGGCUCCAGAGGACUGCCCCCCCGUCGUUUAUUCGCUGAUGAGGAUUUGCUGGGAGCAGGAGCCACGCAGAAGACCUGCUUUUCACAAACUGAGAGAGAAACUUGAGCGAGAGAUGGGUAAACACAUCCCCGGGUCUGAGUGCCGGGAUGGGAUCAGGUCUGGUUCUGGAUGCUGAUCUUUGUUGUGAAUCUUUGAGCUCACAAUGGUGGUAAUAGACUGGCGGCUGAUGGACAGGUAACACACGCAUUGUUGCCUGCUUCUGAUGGUGUGCAUCACACAAGAUGGCCCGGUGGAGUUCCUACUGGAUUUCCUUUAAUCUAGCAGAUGGGACAAGACACUCAUUAUGCGACUCUGCUCAUCACAUAAUGCUGAUGAGAAAGGGUUUCGCGGUUGGAGCCAUGAAUAUGUUAAACUUUGCUUUGGUCCAUUGCCAUGAAACUUUGUACAUACAUCCACGGUCCCCAGAGGAUACAUCCUAAUGACUGCACCUUGCACGGUCAACAAAAUCUGUCCACAGACAGGAAGACAUAUAAAAACCUGGCAAAGAACUUAAAAUAGCUUCUUUGGUAGUUCCCAUUACAGAAGGUGUCUCCAGGACCACAUUUUGCCAUGAUCACAAACACACACACACACACAAAACAAUGUCAGCCACACAUUGUUGCGGCUGGUAGUCAAUCCUACAGGACAAUGCAGAGCCACUGUCUGAAGUCUGUUGACACUGUUUGUAAUGCCACACCAGACCCCAUGAAACUCCAAAAACCAUCAAUGUAUUGCUGCAGCUAGCAAGUAUUGAGUCGCCAAAGACAAUGGUGAGUGUCAGUAUAACUCCAUCAUGUGUUGGAAGUACUGCACAUUGAGUUUGAGUCUCCCAAAUUACCUUAUAUGUUGCUAUGUCGGUUUAGUAGUCAGGUUUUUUGCCAUAUAAAUAUGGUACCUGUAUGAUCAAAGAUCUACGUUAAACACAGGUUAUUUGUAUUUAAUGUCUGGAAAACACGUCUGAAGAUGAUCAAACAUACGUACGGGAAACAACAAGAAAAAAUGUUUAUCUGGGAUUUAGUCACAAAUCACCCAAAUCUGCUUGUUUCCUGGCAUUCAUCUUCAACAAUAUGCCAUGGAUUCAGGGCUUAAUAUGUCAAACAUAUUUAAUAUUAAUUGUUAUUGUUGGUUUAUAGUAAGAGAGGGAUGUACAUCCUUUUUAAAAAGCAGUGUUCUUGUCUGUAGGGAAGAUUGGGUUGCUCAUUUGCAACAGAUACUCUGUGAGCCUGAGUUCACUAGCUUUUUCACUUUUAAGAUGAAUUUUGUUUUUUUCUUUUCCAGAUUUGUUUCUUAGAAAUCAAAUCUCAUACUAUUUUUGACACUUUGUCCAUCACACUCCACUAGACAGCAUACUUGGGGCGGGGGCUUUGAUUCAAUUCAUUCAAAUUCAAUUUAUUCCGUAAGACUAAAUCAAAGGAAAAUGCGGCAUUUAUUACUACUUUCUCUUCCCUCUUUAUAAGGAUUUAGAGAUUAUAAGAUUGACUUUGUGUUAUCCACCAUCCUCUUGGGAUCUCUUUGGAUUUUUGCAGGUAAAGAAUGUUUUCUGUAUUCCUAAUCUUUGAUCAUCACAGCAUUAUUUUACAUCUACCUUGAUAUCGAUGUAUUCUAUUUAUUACUGUAUAACUCAUCAACUGCUUUUUAAUAGAAAAUGCAAUUAAAUAUUCUAAUGCACAUUCAGUUCUAAACCUACCACAAAAUGAAACCUCUUUUUUGGAUUGUUGUCACGUCACAAGACCAAAUAAAGAUGUCAUUUGACUUAAGUCUA